Messenger RNA from Penicillium brevicompactum, 762 nucleotides. RefSeq names its product SDR family oxidoreductase. Lineage: Eukaryota; Fungi; Ascomycota; Eurotiomycetes; Eurotiales; Aspergillaceae. Gene Ontology annotation, molecular function: oxidoreductase activity, acting on NAD(P)H, oxygen as acceptor. Bases 1 to 762 code for a protein of 253 amino acids. Gene Ontology annotation, cellular component: intracellular anatomical structure. The record is from RefSeq and is a predicted model, not a curated record. The transcript is spliced from 4 exons.
AUGGCCGCUAAGACAAUCAUCGUCACAGGAGCCUCUCGAGGCAUUGGUCUCGCCGUGACCAAGUAUCUCCUCUCGGCACCCCAAUCCCACAAUGUCGUGGUGGUCGCCCGCAGUGUUGAGCCCUUGCAGAAGCUCAAGGAGCAAUAUGGCGACCAAGUUGCCGUCGUGAACGGAGAUCUUGCAGACUUUGCCAUUGCCAAAAAGGCCGUUGAUACGGCUACCGUGACGUUCGGCAAGCUCGACGGCAUGGUCCUCAACCACGGCAUUCUCGGCCAGGUUGGAAAAAUCUCCGAGGCGGAUCCACAGCAAUGGAGAGAAGGCUUUGAGAUCAACUUUAUGAGCUUGGUUGCUUUUGCCAAAGCAGCUCUGCCGGCACUGCGCAAGUCUCAGGGCAAGAUUAUCUUCACAUCUUCCGGUGCAGCAGUCACUGGUUACCGUGGCUGGGCUCUCUACGGUGCCACCAAGGCGGCGAUGAACCACUUCGCCAUGAGUCUGGGUGCAGAGGAGCCCGACGUCACUUCGGUGUCCAUCAGACCUGGCAUGGUCAACACCGAGAUGCAGCGCGAGCUGCGGGAAGACCAUGCUACCAACCUGGAUGCCGAGAUGCACUCCAAGUUUACCGGGGUCCACAAGGACGGCAAGCUCCUCGAGCCUGAGCAGCCUGGUCAUGUUAUGGCCAAGCUGGUCCUCGAUGCGCCCAAGGAGAUCAGUGGUCACUUCUACUCGUGGAACGACAAAGAACUCGGAGCUUUCCAGGAAUAG